This is a messenger RNA of Phragmites australis (common reed), 1476 nucleotides long. RefSeq lists its product as uncharacterized. The transcript has 4 exons. NCBI's taxonomy places the organism in Eukaryota, Viridiplantae, Streptophyta, Magnoliopsida, Poales, Poaceae. The record is from RefSeq and is a predicted model, not a curated record. Gene Ontology annotation, cellular component: chloroplast. Bases 236 to 1324 code for a protein of 362 amino acids.
UCAACUGCUCCUCCAUCCACACGGCACGGCAGCCAGGCCAAAGUCGCCUCGCCUCGCCUCGCCUCGCCUUCUCUGCGUCUGCGGGUGAGCCGUGUGCCUUCCCCACGACCUCUCCCGUCGCCUGUACCCGUGCCCGCCACACGCGACGCGACCACCCAGCCUGCCAAGAGCAAGAUCUCCGUCGCCUGCUCUUCUUUCUCUUCGAAUCGGAGGUUGAAUUGCCUGUGGUAUUCGUAUGGAUUCCAUUUUUCAGAGAUCUCUCAGUGAACCCAUGUGCUUGGAAGAGACUGUCGUCCAACAAGGAAUUGAAAGAUGCCCAUUCCUGAGGAACAUCAACGAGCCUACAAAUUUUUCCUUCUCGGCCGUCAACUUUCCUGACCCUGCAACAGGAGCCAAGGGUCCGAUUUUCGAAGACGGACCUAAUUUUGACAUGGCAUUUCGAGUUUUCCACGGUAGAGAUGGGGUCGUCCCACUUUCAGAAGGACCCUUUGCACAAAUUGAGAAGCCAUUGCCAAAGCCCAAUCCUGAAUUUAACCCCUUGGCAGCCAAAGCAGCAACCAUCAGUCUCUCAGCGUUUGGAGGGUUUUUCAGCUUUGGCGAUUUCUCAAAUAAGCGCAAUAAGAAAAACUCCAACAAAAAGAACCCCAACAACUUACCCCAGAAUAAAGGUCAGUCUAACAAUCAUGAAGCACUGAGCAAUGAGUGGCUGGAAAUGGGUCAAUGUCCACUUGCAAAGUCAUAUAGGGCAUUAAGCGGUGUUGUGCCUCUUGUCGCAAAGAUGAUGACACCCCCAGCUGGUAUGAAACUGAGAUGCCCACCUGCUGUGGUCGCUGCCCGUGCAGCACUAUCCCGCACAGCCUUUGCAAAGGGGCUUCGCCCUCAGCCCCUGCCAACAAAAAUACUGGUGAUUGCAUUGCUUGGUAUGGCAGCAAAUGUUCCUCUUGGCAUCUGGAGGGAGCACACAGAGAAGUUUUCGGUGCAGUGGUUUGCUGCAGUUCAUGCUGCGGUGCCUUUCAUAGGGAUGCUCAGGAAGUCUGUGCUGAUGCCGAAGACAGCCAUGGCCCUUACUAUAGCCGCCUCAAUAUUGGGUCAGACAAUUGGGUCAAGAGCUGAACGUAUCAGAUUGAAGAGGGCUGCGGCGGCAAAAUCAGCAGCGGAGGGCCGUGGCGGUACUGCUGCCUGCAUUAAAACGCCGAUGAGUCUCAAAACCGGGAACCACAGUGUCGUUCAGUUCUGGGAUCCGCUUGCCCUCAAAAAAGUUGAAAGCACCGUGGGUGCGGGUUCCCCAGCAGUUCUUGUCCGUACCGUUGGUGCCUUCAAUUGAUGACAGGAUUGGUUUUAUUUUGAUCAUACCAGCUUCAAACAACUGUUUGUUGUAUUCAUUAUUGUACAACCAAAGAAUUAUUGGUUACGCCGAAUCCUUCACUCCGUUUUGGAGGGUAUAUUGCAGUGAAUAAAUUAUAAAACACUUCCACA